Molecule: messenger RNA, 801 nt
Organism: Microthlaspi erraticum
Lineage: Eukaryota; Viridiplantae; Streptophyta; Magnoliopsida; Brassicales; Brassicaceae
Source: the annotation of a GenBank genome assembly
AUGAUUUCAAAUCCAAGUCUAUUGUCCUACACUUGCAUCGCGAAAGGAACCGUCGUCCUCGCCGAGUUCGUCUCCAAGUCAGAGCCAGGAAUCGAAGACGUAGCUCUGCGAUGCAUCGAGAACGCGCCUCCUCACCAUUCAAUGUUCUCUCACACAGUUCGGAAGAAGACGUACACGUUCGCAAUCGACGACGAUUCGUUCGUGUAUUUCGCGAUCCAAGACGAAACCAUGGAUAAACCGGAAUCUUUGUGGCUAUUGAGCCGGUUGAGAUCAGCCGUCGAAGAUCUGAUCAAAUCCGGUGGAUCGGUGGUUGCGGAGGCGUUGACGAAUCCCGCUCCGCAUUGUCUGCAAUCAACGCUCGAUCCGGUUUUCGCGGAUUUGAUCGGUGUCGUUGACGUGGAUUUGGAACUGGACAUGGAUUUGGUUGGAUCGCCGAGGAGCGUGGCGAGGGAGAGUCGGAAUCCGAGCAUUGACUCGUCGAAAGGGAGGAGAGCCUCGUUGAUGCCGCUUUUGGGGAAGGCGUUGAAGAAGAACAAGAAGAAAGCACAAGGGGAAGAAGAUUCUGCUGCGAUGAAGGAGAUAUCAGAGAAGAACGUUGAUUUGUGUGGGAAUGGGAGCAAUGGAGUGUUACGCAAGGAACUGAGGAAUCGUUUGUUGACGGAUCAUCAUCACAGGCAAAAGGCGAAGCAGAUAUGGAAGAAACAUGUGUGGAUGGUGCUGAUGUUCGAUUUCUGCAUCUGUGCUGUUCUUUUCGGAAUCUGGCUUUGGGUUUGUGACGGGUUUCAAUGCAUCGAUCGGUAA